AGGCUUCGGAGGAAGCUGUUUAUGUGAUCCCCGCACUAAUUAGGCUCAUGAACUAACAAAUCGUUUGCACUACUAGUGAAGAAGCGAACACUUCCAUGGAUUGUCCUUGGACUUAGGGCGCCCUGCCCGCCUUUUGCAAAGGAGAGAAAACUUUUUUUUUGCCUCCCCGAGAACCCCCCUCCCUGCCUCUAACUCCAACCCCCCCCCCACGCCACCUCGCUCAAAAAAAUAUUACCCCAAUCCACGCCUGCAAAUUCUUCUGGAAGGAUUUUCCCCCCUCUCUCCAGGUUGGGCGCGUUUGGUGCAAGAUUCUCGGGAUCUUCGGCUUUGCCUCUCCUCCCCCUCCCCCUCCUUUCCUUUUUCCUUUCCUUUCUUCCUUCCUUCCUUUCCUUUCCUUACCCCCACCCCCACCCCAAACAAACGAGUCCCCCAUUCUCCUCGGUCCUCGCCGCGGGCAGCGGGCGGCGGAGGCAGCGCGCCGCGGUCGCCGGGAGCAGGGAGCCCAGGGCGCCCGCUCCUCGGCGCAGCAUGUUUCAGCCGGCGCCCAAGCGCUGCUUCACCAUCGAGUCGCUGGUGGCCAAGGACAGUCCCCUGCCUGCCUCGCGCUCCGAGGAUCCCAUCCGUCCCGCGGCGCUCAGCUACGCCAAUUCCAGCCCCAUAAAUCCGUUCCUCAACGGCUUCCACUCGGCCGCCGCCGCCGCCGCCGCCGGCAGGGGCGUCUACUCCAACCCGGACUUGGUGUUCGCCGAGGCGGUCUCGCACCCGCCCAACCCCGCCGUGCCGGUGCACCCGGUGCCGCCGCCGCACGCCCUGGCCGCCCACCCCCUGCCCUCUUCGCAUUCGCCACACCCCCUCUUCGCCUCGCAGCAGCGGGACCCGUCCACCUUCUACCCCUGGCUCAUCCACCGCUACCGAUAUCUGGGUCAUCGUUUCCAAGGGAACGACACAAGUCCCGAGAGUUUCCUUUUGCACAAUGCUCUUGCCCGAAAGCCGAAGCGGAUUCGAACCGCCUUCUCGCCGUCCCAGCUUUUAAGACUAGAGCACGCUUUCGAGAAGAACCAUUAUGUGGUGGGAGCGGAAAGGAAGCAACUGGCGCACAGUCUCAGUCUUACGGAAACUCAGGUAAAAGUAUGGUUUCAGAACCGGAGAACAAAAUUCAAAAGACAAAAGCUAGAGGAAGAAGGCUCAGAUUCUCAACAGAAGAAAAAAGGGACACACCACAUUAACCGGUGGAGAAUUGCUACCAAGCAGGCGAGUCCGGAGGAAAUAGAUGUGACCUCAGAUGAUUAAAAGUACAAACCCAAUCCCCCAAAAAAUGGACAGCAUGGAGCAAGAGAGACAGGGAGAGAAGGGGAAGAAAAACCCUACAAAACAAAAACAAACUGCACACACAUUCACCGAGAAAGGGAGAGAGGGAAUCAGUGCAGUGGCGCUUGCUUGCUCGCUUGCAGCAGACUUUGGACAGCGAGGGCACUGGACCGGGAACCGGCGCCGGGCACUGCUUAUGGGACGGCAGAGGACGGAGGCCUCAUCAUCAACAUACAACCCUCGUCUAAAGAGGCAGCUGAGUGAGUGAGAGAGACAGAGACUGGGAGGGAGAGAGAGAGAGAGAGAGAGAGAGAGAGAGAGAGAGAGAGGGAGAGAAUGAAUGAUCCUUGUGAGGCAAAGGCACAUUCUGACAAGGGGAGCUAUCAGUCAAAUGGCAAACCAGGGAAACAAGAUGAUUGGCAGGUAUUCCGCUUAUCAAAGUCCAUUUAGAAAUGAUAAUGAUUUUUUGAAAAAAUAAAAAAGGCACAGGACUUUUAAUUUUGCACUUCACAGUGUUUCCCCUUCAUCUUUAAUUAGAAAUAACAUACAAAAUUCCAUGUCUAGCCCUAUCCUACACCUGUUUCAAAAACUUGAAUUGCAUGUAGCAGUUGUCGGGUGAAUGGUGUCUAAAAACUGAAUUGUAAUUUUAUUCCUCUUUUAAAGACAGGUUCUGUGUAUUUUUAUUUUUAAUUUUUUUUCUGAGAAAUGUGCAGUCUGUAAAAACACUUUUUUGAUACCUUCUAUUGUCAAAGUGAUUGUGAAAGCUAAACGAAGUAGGCUCGGAGAUAGUGGUCCUCUGACAGAGAAAUGAGGGAGCAGGACUGGGAUGGAGGGCGGGGGAGGGUGCCCCUGAGAAGAAUCAGGACUCAUGCUAGGGGUAAAAACAACCCAAGAUAAAGACCCAAAUUAAUUCUAUUUCUUGGAUAUUUCCUUUCCUAACAUUCUGACACUUUAAAUCACCAAGUCAACUUUUCCUUUUUAGUGGUUGGAGAGAUUGACUGCAUCCAGCCACUCAACAUAAUGGCCAUUCAGAACUUUUAAGUCUGUCUAUUGCAAAAGUGGAAGGAAGGACUGUAGUUAAUGGGGCGAUGGUGGCAUGGCCAAGGACAUGGGAGUUUUCAAGCACUGAGUUUCUCUUCUAAGACCAUAGACUUACGAAAGAGGGUUACAAAUGCUUCCUUAGUGUCUUCUAUACCAGAAUGUAAAUAUUUUUGUGUUUUGUGUUAAUUUGUUAGAAUUCUAACACACUAUAUACUUCCAAGAAGUAUGUCAAUGUCAAUAUUUUGUCAAUAAAGAUUUAUCAAUAUGCCCUCAGA
Messenger RNA from Mastomys coucha (southern multimammate mouse), 2624 nucleotides. It is a transcript of the gene Emx2, whose product is annotated as empty spiracles homeobox 2. Bases 529 to 1290 code for a protein of 253 amino acids. Lineage: Eukaryota; Metazoa; Chordata; Mammalia; Rodentia; Muridae. The record is from RefSeq and is a predicted model, not a curated record. Gene Ontology annotation, molecular function: DNA-binding transcription factor activity, RNA polymerase II-specific; DNA binding. Gene Ontology annotation, biological process: regulation of DNA-templated transcription; neuron differentiation; brain development. The transcript has 3 exons.